Messenger RNA from Humulus lupulus (European hop), 1057 nucleotides. Its product is annotated as vacuolar protein sorting-associated protein 60.1-like. The record is from RefSeq and is a predicted model, not a curated record. NCBI's taxonomy places the organism in Eukaryota, Viridiplantae, Streptophyta, Magnoliopsida, Rosales, Cannabaceae. The transcript has 7 exons. The coding region runs from base 175 to 885 and encodes 236 amino acids. Gene Ontology annotation, biological process: vesicle budding from membrane; late endosome to vacuole transport via multivesicular body sorting pathway. Gene Ontology annotation, cellular component: multivesicular body.
AAUAUUCUAUAUGAAGAUUGAUUUCUAAAGCUUCGUAACCUUCGUAUCCAAAUACUCCCAACACAAUCUAAAAUCUGGUCUCUUUGACUUUUAUCCAUCCAAUACUUGAGAGAUCAAAUCGAAUAUCUUCAAUCCAUUCCUGUUUCAAGGAAGAAGAAGAAGAUCAAUACUACGAUGAGGAGGGUUUUCGGUGUAAAGAAGGACAAGGAGCCCCCUCCUUCCAUUCAAGAUGCCUCCGAUAGGAUUAAUAAAAGGGGUGAGACAGUUGAAGAGAAGAUUAAAAGGCUCGAUGUAGAACUUAGUAAAUAUAAAGAACAGAUUAAGAAAACUAGACCUGGUCCAGCACAAGAAGCUGUUAAAGCUCGAGCCAUGAGGGUUCUCAAGCAAAAGCGAAUGUAUGAAGGCCAACGUGACAUGAUGUUCAAUCAAACGUUUAACCUUGAUCAAGUUGCAUUCGCUGCUGAGGGCAUUAAAGAUGCUCAGCAAACCAUGUCAGCCCUAAAAUCUGCUAACAAGGAGUUGAAAGGGAUGAUGAAAACUGUGAAGAUACAAGACAUAGAUAAUUUGCAAGAUGAGAUGAUGGACCUGAUGGACGUCAGUUCUGAACUUCAAGAGAGCCUGGGUAGAAGCUAUAACGUUCCUGAUGAUAUUGAUGAGGAUGAGCUUUUGGGUGAGCUUGAUGCUUUAGAAGCUGAUAUGGGAAUGGAAACUGAAGCUGAUGGUGUGCCUUCCUAUCUCCAACCUGAUAAGGAAUCUGAUUUGGAUGCAGAGCUCAACUUGCCUUCAGCGCCAAUGGGAUAUGCGGCAACAGCCGGAAGAUCAAAUGCACAUGCAAAUGAUGAAAUGGGCUUACCUGCUGUUCCACGGGCGACCCUCCGUGAUUAGGGAAAUACUGAUUGAUUCUGUAAUAUCUACAUCCAUUUAUUACUGGUGGUAGCCUUUGUGAUCAUAUUUGUGCAGAAGCGAACAUUUGUUUCGUUUUGUUAUUCUUGACUAUUAUUUUUAGUUUGCUGUUUCAUGGACGCUUUUGGUUUAUCAAUAAAUAUUACUUGGUAUA